Molecule: messenger RNA, 1447 nt
Organism: Hyposmocoma kahamanoa
Lineage: Eukaryota; Metazoa; Arthropoda; Insecta; Lepidoptera; Cosmopterigidae
Product: thiamin pyrophosphokinase 1
Exons: 7
Coding region: 149-1039 (296 amino acids)
Biological process (GO): thiamine diphosphate biosynthetic process; thiamine metabolic process
Molecular function (GO): thiamine binding; ATP binding; thiamine diphosphokinase activity
Source: RefSeq, a predicted model, not a curated record
AUGUAUCAGUAAACUGACUCUGGUGACGAUCGCUAUAAUAUUUUUACAAAAUUGACACCGGCCCAAGUCUAGUGACCGCCGUUAAGGAAAAAAUAAUAACUUUAAUAUGAAAAUUUUUUAAUAUUAAAAUUUUUUCAGACCGCAGUUCAUGACGGCGAUUAUUACUAUACUAAUGACUUCUACACCUGUUAUCCACAAUUUGCUGAACGGUGGUGCUGCGUCGUUUGUGACGCCCGCAUGCGAAUGGGACAUUGCACCUAUAGUCGCCACUCAGAAGAGACCAGUGCACAACUAUGCUGUCCUGGUACUUAAUAGGCCUUUGUCUCAGAGUCAGAACUUUUUGAGAAACCUUUGGAAUGAUGCUUCAGUAAGAGUAACAGUAGAUGGUGGAACAGUACAAUGGGACAAAUUUAUAAAUAAUUUGCCUGAGGAUGCUCAGAAAACUGCCAAAUUGCCGGACAUGAUUACUGGAGAUUUUGAUUCGAUAUCAAACAACGUCAUGAAUAAAUAUAAAAAGAAAGGUUGUAAGAUAGUUCACACUCCAGAUCAAGAUUACACAGAUUUCACAAAAGCACUAGUGGAAUUAUACAAAUAUUGUCAAGAAUCCAAAACAGAGAUAGAAUAUGUGGUUGCAUUAGGCCAAGCCUCAGGGCGUCUAGACCAAGUUCUAAGCAAUAUACAAACAUUGUUCCUUGUGAGAGACAAGCACUUACUUAGUCCAAAUACCAAAGUUUACUUGAUAUCAGAUGACGCGAUAUCCUGGCUGCUGACACAUGGCAGUCAUCUUAUAAAGAUUCCUAAGGAGACGUUGCAGAGCCACAAAUCAUGGUGUUCCUUGGUUCCUAUUGGUGAAAGUUGUACGGAUGUUACUACCUCUGGUUUGAAGUGGGAUCUAGACCAGCAAUCAUUAAAGUUCGGCGAGAUUGUCAGUACAUCAAAUGCAUUUAGAAACAAAGAAGAGGUGACAGUAGUGUGUAGUCACACACUCUUAUGGUCUAUGCGAGUACCACACAUCUCUGGUCAGUCAAAAGAAAUAUGAGAAAAACGCGUGAUAUAACGUGUUGAAUGGGUUUAUGUAGUAAAUAUACAAAUUAGUAUGAAAAUGCGUGAAUCAAGUGAAUUUCAGAACGUGCUGUGUGCGCAAAUUAAUAAUAUUACUACAUACCGUUUGGCCAGUAGAUUAGCCAGGUGUUUAAGUUUUAGAAUCUCUUCAAUACUUUUGUUCUUAUUUAUUUAUUUAAUGUGGUGGAGUAACUUUGCAUUGUAAGGGUGGCACCACACUGACGAUAUAUGUUUUCGGUUAGAAUGCAAUAAAAAUGUUGUAUAUUGUCUGUACAACAUUUUUCUUUAGUGUUUCUGUAGUGUUUAUCAAUUAAAAUGAUAGUUAUUCGUAGUUUCUGUCUUUUCCAUUCCUUUGAGCGCGGGUGCGCUAUAGGUUUUUAUUGUU